Molecule: messenger RNA, 3117 nt
Organism: Neofelis nebulosa (Clouded leopard)
Lineage: Eukaryota; Metazoa; Chordata; Mammalia; Carnivora; Felidae
Gene: NPRL3
Product: NPR3 like, GATOR1 complex subunit
Exons: 15
Coding region: 404-2335 (643 amino acids)
Biological process (GO): cellular response to amino acid starvation; TORC1 signaling; positive regulation of autophagy
Cellular component (GO): GATOR1 complex
Source: RefSeq, a predicted model, not a curated record
CGCGCAGGCUCCUUUUGAGCUGGUCCUUGGCCCUGACUCCGAGGCCUUGCGAGCUUCGGAAGACGCGCCGGGUGGUUCGUGGGUUUGGAAGCUCCCGGCGCCCCGCAUUUCUGCGACCUCGGGCGCGUCCUGGUCAAGCCCCCUCAGCCCCGUCCUGGGAGCCUCCUCCUCAAGCACCCUUACCUGGUCCCAGCCGGUCCUCCUGGGAGCCCCCACCUCGCCUCUGCCCUGGGCCCUGUGGCCCCUCCCCCACCCCGGCCUCCUUCCCCGGCCCGGCCCGUCCACCUCGGAGCCCGCUCCCCGCCUCCGCCCCGGGCCCUCUGGCCCCUCCCCCACCCCGGCCCCCAACCCGGUCCCGGCCUGUCCUCCUCGGAGCCCCCACCCCGUCUCCGCCCACCGCAGGAUGGGCGACAACACCAGCCCCAUCAGCGUGAUUCUGGUGAGCUCGGGCAGCAGGGGCAAUAAACUGCUGUUCAGGUAUCCCUUCCAGAGAAGCCAGGAGCACCCGGCGUCCCAGACAAAGAGAGAGACAGACAGACAAGAGUGUGAGCAGGAGAGGGCCAGAGAGAGAGGGAGACACAGAAUCCGAAGCAGGCUUCAGGCUCUGAGCUGUCGUCACAGAGCCCAACACGGGGCUCGAACUCACGAACCAGGAAAUCAUGACCUGAGCCAAAGCCAGAUGCUUAACCCAUUGAGCCACCCAGAUAAGCCUCGUAGCAGAUACGCCGUCAACAACACUGGAGACCAUGCCGACGACCAGGAUGGUGAUUCCAGCGAGCCAUGUCCUCCAACCGAUGAGCGAUUGGUUGCAGGGUUUUCGGAUGUCAUUCUGGCAACAAUUUUGGCAACCAAGUCUGAAAUGUGUGGCCAAAAAUUUGAACUGAAGAUUGAUAACGUGCGGUUUGUUGGGCACCCGACACUGCUGCAGCAUGCUCUGGGGCAGGUCUCAAAAACCGAUCCAUCUCCAAAGAGGGAAGCUCCCACCAUGAUUCUUUUUAAUGUGGUGUUUGCCCUGAGGGCCAACGCGGACCCAUCAGUGAUAAACUGCCUGCACAACCUUUCCCGACGCAUCGCCACUGUGCUGCAGCACGAGGAGCGCCGCUGCCAGUAUCUCACAAGAGAGGCCAAGCUGAUCCUGGCGCUGCAGGAUGAGGUGUCCGCGGUAGCUGAUGCAAAUGAUGGUCCUCAGUCCCCGUUCCAUCACAUUCUGCCCAAGUGCAAGCUGGCCAGGGACCUUAAGGAAGCUUAUGACAGCCUCUGCACGUCCGGCGUGGUGCGGCUCCACAUCAACAGCUGGCUGGAGGUGGGCUUCUGCCUGCCGCAUAAGAUCCACUACGCUGCCGCGAGCCUCAUCCCCCCCGAGGCCAUCGAGCGGAGCCUGAAAGCCAUCCGCCCCUACCACGCCCUGCUGCUUCUCGGGGACGAGAAGUCCCUGCUGGGCGAGCUCCCGCUCGACUGCUCCCCGGCCCUGGUGCGUGUGAUCAAGACCACGUCUGCCGUGAAGAACCUGCAGCAGCUGGCCCAGGAUGCGGACCUGGCCUUGCUUCAGGUUUUCCAGCUCGCGGCUCACCUGGUGUACUGGGGCAAGGCCAUCAUCAUCUACCCGCUGUGUGAGAACAAUGUCUACAUGCUUUCUCCCAACGCCAGUGUGUGUCUGUACUCUCCACUGGCUGAGCAGUUCUCCCGUCAGUUUCCAGCUCACGACCUGCCAUCUGUCCUUGCUAAGUUCUCCUUGCCCGUCUCCUUGUCAGAAUUCAGAAACCCCCUCGCCCCCCCGGUGCAGGAGACCCAGCUCAUUCAGAUGGUCGUGUGGAUGCUGCAGCACAGGCUCCUUGUCCAGCUGCACACAUACGUGUGCCUGAUGGCCUCGCCCAGUGAGGAUGAGCCCCACCCUCGAGAGGAUGAUGUCCCCUUCACCACCAGGGUCAGCGGCCGCAGCCUCAGCACACCCAACGCCCUCAGCUUUGGUUCCCCAACCAGCAGUGACGACAUGACCCUCACGAGCCCCAGCAUGGACAACUCCAGUGCAGAGCUUCUCCCCAGUGGGGACUCCCCGCUGAACAAGAGGAUGACGGAGAACCUGCUGGCCAGCCUUUCGGAGCACGAGCGGGCGGCCAUCCUCAGCGUGCCUGCAGCCCAGAACCCCGAGGACCUCCGCAUGUUUGCUAGGCUCCUGCACUACUUCCGGGGCCGCCACCACCUGGAGGAGAUCAUGUACAAUGAAAACACGCGGCGCUCCCAGCUGCUCAUGCUCUUUGACAAGUUCCGCAGUGUGCUGGUGGUGACCACCCAUGAGGACCCAGUCAUCGCGGUGUUCCAGGCACUGCUCCCUUGAGACCAGACCGAAGACGAGGAGGCGGAGAGAGGGUGCUGCCAGCGGUGGGGCUGCUGGGCUCUCCCCAGCCCUGGGCUUCCCACCCCUACAGCGGGCUGAGCCCUCUUGUGCCUGAAGCCGGACUACAGUCCAGCAGCAGCCUUGGGCCUGCUGUACUCCAGGUUCUCGGUCUCGUCUGGUCCUGGAGGCAGCCUCAGCAUCUGAGCUGAGGUGAGGCUUCCAGCUGGAGGGAGUGUGCAGGACUCCUGCCUCAGAGGGAGGCCUGCUGCGUUCGUUCCACACGCAAAUUCGGGCCGUGCGUUUCUGUCAGACCCUCCUCCCAACCCCGUCCUCAUCCCCUGACCCCCUCCGCUGCUGCCUUCCCUUGGUCAGCCUGGGGGAUACACAGAAACACGUCUGCCCCCACCCCUCCGCCCUUCCGGGGGCCAGGAACACCUGAGUGGCCCUGCCCUCACCACAGCCCUUGCGUUAACCGCCAGCAGGCUCAUGACCAAGCUGUCACUCCCUCUCUGACACCUGAUGAUACACAAGGGACUGGGCUGAUCCCCAUCCUCAAGGUGAGUCUGCACUGGUACACGCUCCCCUCCCUCGUGCAGGCCUGAGGAAUGAUGCGUUCAGCCUCCUGCCCACACACGGCCCCCAGUGUCCGUCCUGGAGGAAGAAGGACUAAGCGCAUGCUGGCUACCGAGAGGAGCUCUGGCAGAGAUAACAAGCAGUACUCUUUUCCAGACAUAAAGCAUUUAUUUGGUCUUUGAACAAUUAAAAAGCCUUGUCCGAGCAGG